This is a messenger RNA of Danio rerio (zebrafish), 5143 nucleotides long. The record is from RefSeq and is a predicted model, not a curated record. Lineage: Eukaryota; Metazoa; Chordata; Actinopteri; Cypriniformes; Danionidae.
AUUAUGAACGCAUUCAUGACAGAAGGGAGGAGUGUUUGCGGCUCAUUAUUAUUACACACGGAUGUGCAGAACCGUCCGUGGCAGAAAUCUGAAAACAAGCCACGAACAACAAGCCGAGAAUAAGCGAGUCUGAAGAUUUGUGGCCAAAGAUUUAUUUUAUGACAGCAGGAAUUUGUUGAGCCGAAGCCGGGAUUUCUCCUCAGAAAGCACAGUUUAAUCCUCAAGGAUGGCUUCUCGUAAGAAGGUGCUGCUGAAGGUGAUCAUUCUGGGGGAUUCUGGUGUUGGGAAAACCUCUCUGAUGAACCAGUAUGUCAACAAGAAGUUCAGCAAUCAGUAUAAAGCCACCAUCGGCGCAGACUUUCUUACCAAGGAGGUGAUGGUGGACGACAGACUGGUGACGAUGCAGAUCUGGGAUACGGCAGGACAGGAGCGUUUCCAGUCUCUCGGGGUGGCGUUUUACCGUGGUGCUGACUGCUGUGUUCUGGUGUACGAUGUGACCGCGCCUAACACCUUCAAGACUCUGGACAGCUGGAGGGACGAGUUCCUGAUUCAGGCCAGUCCUCGAGACCCGGAGAACUUCCCCUUCGUGGUGCUCGGAAACAAGAUCGACUUGGAGAACAGACAGGUGACGACGAAACGAGCCCAGGCGUGGUGUCAGAGCAAAAGCAAUAUCCCGUACUUUGAAACCAGCGCAAAAGAGGCCAUCAAUGUGGACCAAGCUUUCCAAACCAUCGCCCGCAACGCCCUCAAACAGGAGUCUGAGGUGGAGACGUACGAUUUCCCUGACCAGAUCAAACUGCGAGACGACAGACCUGUGUCCUCCGGUGAUGGCUGCAGCUGCUGAGACACUGACACACACACGCACACACACAUCCAGCAUCCAGAAGAAAACACUCUUUUCCAAAACUUGUAUGUAAAGAACUGUUAGCGGUUUCAAGAAACUCCCUGCCACAGCAUCAGUUUUAAUAGAACUACCUUUAUGAAUAUUAUUUCUACGAGAAAGAGAUAGCUAUUCUAUUAUUUACAAGUGAUUAUGUUUUUGCUUCAUUCAUGCACAUUAUAUAGUGUCUCCUGCUUAUGUCUGUCCGUGCCUUUUACUUCGUAUUUUCUUUUAUGUUUUAGGAUGUAAAUGCAGUCACACUUCCUUGUAAUUCCUUUUAUUUGCCAAAUCCCUUCACAUGUUGAACUGUGGACGCUUGUUUCAACAGGGAGACUUUAAAAAAAGGUAUGACUUUUUUUGUCUUGCUUGACUUUGAUCUCAGAAUUCUGAGGUUAAGUUUCAAAUUUAAAAGUUUUGUACGAUUUUUGAGAAUGCCAGACUUGCAAAACAGUCAAUAAACUGAUAUAACUGCAGGAAAAAAUGUAAUGUUUAGGACAAACUCACAAUUAAGAAAAAUCUGAAUUUGAGGUUACAUUUCUAGUGAAGAUCCUGCAGUUUUUUCCCUAUAAUUCCUCUAAAUAUUACAUGAAAUUUGCAUUUUGUGAGGGGAAAAAGCAGCAGUUACCAGCACAAAAAAGGUAAAAACUGCAAGAUAUAAAGCAGAUCACAAUGCUAAACAGCCUAUAAACCUGCAAAAUACACUACAGUUGAAGUUUUAUAGCGCUGCAGACAAACUCAGAAUUGUGAGAUAUCAACAAAAUUACUGAUAAUUUUAAUAAAAUCUGCUAAAAUGCACAAUAUUAUUCCUUACAAACUUGCAAUAGAAAUGAAGGAAAAACUGUUUCUUAUCAGAAAUGUACUUUAAAAUGGUAUUUUCAUGUCACAAAAAUGGCCAAGAUAUAAAUGAACUGCAAAUAUAAACAAAAAACUGAGCAAAAAUCUGAAUUUGAAGUCACAUUUCAAGAUAUAAAGCAGCUUACAAAGCUAAACAGCCUAUAAACCUGCAAAAUUACACUAAAGCUUAUAGAGCUGCAGACAAACUCAGAAUUGUGAGAUAUCAACAAAAAAUAAUAGUUAUUUUAAUAAUCUGCUAAAUUGCAAGUUACAUCAUAUUUUUUUCUUCAUAAUUCCCCACACAAAUUAUAAACUUGCAAUAAAAAUGAAGGAAAAACUGUUUCCAAUGCAGAAAAAUUACUUUAAAAUGAUAUUUUGAUAAAUGAUAAAAUGAUAAAAAUUGCCAAAAUAUAAAAGAACUGCAAAUGUGAAGUAAAAACCAAGCAAAAAUCUGAAUUUGAAGUCACAUUUCAAGAUAUAAAGCAGCUCACAAUGCUAAACAGCCUAUAAACCUGCAAAAUUACACUAAAGCUUAUAGAGCUGCAGACAAACUCAGAAUUGUGAGAAAUCAACAAAUAUAAUAGUAAUUUAACAAUCUGCUAAUUGGCAAGUUACAUCCUAUUUUUCCCUCAUAAUUUCUCACAAAACUUACAAACUUGCAAUAAAAAUAAAGAAAAAGCUGUUUCUGAUGCAGGAAAAUUACUUUAAUAUAAAAGCACUGCAAAUAUAAAGUAAAAACCAAGCAAAAAUGUGAAUUUGAAGUCACAUUUCAUGUUAAGAUCCUGCAGUUCUUCCCUAACAUUUCUCUAAAUAUUUAAUUAAACUUGCCUUUCUGAGAAAAAAAUCUGCCGUUUUCAAGUCUCAAAAAUGGCCAAGAUAUAAAUGAACUGCAAAUAUAAACUAAAAACCAAGCAAAAAUCUGAAUUUGAAGUCACAUUUCAAGAUAUAAAGCAGCUCACAAUGCUAAACAGCCUAUAAACCUGCAAAAUUACACUAAAGUUGAAGUUUUAUAUCGCUGCAGACAAACUCAGAAUUGUGAGAUAUCAACAAAAAAUAAUAGUUAUUUUAAUAAUCUGCUAAAUUGCAAGUUACAUCAUAUUUUUUUCUUCAUAAUUCCCCACACAAAUUAUAAACUUGCAAUAAAAAUGAAGGAAAAACAGUUUCCAAUGCAGAACAAUUACUUUAAAAUGCUAUUUUGAUAAAUGAUUAAAUGAUAAAAAUUGUCAAAAUAUAAAAGACCUGCAAAUGUAAAGCAAAAAUCUGAAUUUGAAGUCACAUUUCAAGUUAAGAUCCUGCAGUUUUUCUUUAUAAUUCCUCUAAAUAUUUAAUUAAACUUGCAUAACUGAGAAAAAAAAUCUGCAGUUUUCAAGUCUCAAAAAUGGCAAGAUAUAAAGCAGCUCACAAUGCAAAACAGCCUAUACACUUGCAAAAUUACACUAAAGUUGAAGUUUUAUAGCGCUGCAGACAAACUCAGAAUUGUUCGAAAUCAACAAUUAUAAUAAUUAUCUGCUAAUUUGCAUGUUGCAUAAUACUUUCCCCUUAUCAUUCCUCACAAAACUUACAAACUUGCAAUAGAAAUGAAAGGAAAAAACUGUUUCUGAUGCAGAAAUCUACUUUAAAAUGAUAUUUUCAUGUCACUAAAAUGGCCAAAAUAUAAAAGAACUGCAAAUAUAAACUAAAUAUAACCAAAUUCAGAUUUUUUUUAAAAAGUUAAGAUCCUGCAGUUUUUCUUUAUAAUUCCUCUAAAUAUUAAAUUAAACUUGCAUUUCCGAAGAAAAAAAAUCUGCAGUUUUCAAGUCUCAAACAUUUCAAGAUAUAAAGCCGCUCACAAUGCUAAACAGCCUAUAAACCUGCAAAAUUACACUAAAGUUGAAGUGUUAUAGCGCUGCAGACAAACUCAGAAUUGUGAGAAAUCAACAAAAAUAAUAUUGACUUAAAAAUCUGCUAAUUUGCAAGUUACUUUUUCCUCACAAACUUGCAAUAAAAAAUGAAGGAAAAACUGCUUCUGAUGCAGGACAAUGACUUUUCAAAAAUGGCCAAAAUAUAACCUAAAAACCAAGAAAAAUCUAAAUUUGAAGUUACAUUUCAAGUUAAGAUCCUGCAGUUUUUCCCUAAAAUUCCUCUAAAUAUUAAAUUAAACUUGCAUUUGUGAGGGGUGAAAAAACAGCAGCUUUCAAGUCUCAAAAAUUACAAGAUAUUAAGCAGAUCCCAAUGCUAAACAGCCUAUAAACCUGCAAAAUUACACUAAAGUUCAGGCUUUAUAGCGCUGCAGGCAAACUCAGAUUUGUGAGAAAUCAACAAUAAUAAUAAUAAUAAUAAUAAUAAUAAUAAAAUGUUAAAUUGCAAGUUGCAUUAUAUUUUCCCCUCAUAAUUUCACACAAACCUUACAAACUUGCAAUAGAAAUUAUGAAAAAACUGUUUCCAAUGCAGAAAAAUGACUUUGAAAUUAUAUUUUUAAGUCACAAAAAUAGCCAAAACAAACUCCGAAUUGUGAGAUAUCAACAAAAGUAAUAAUAAUAAUUUUAAAAAAUCUGUUAAAUUGCAAGAUACAUAAUAUUUUUCACUUAUAAUCACUUAGAAAACUUGCAAUAUAAAUGAAGCAAACGCUGUUUCUGAUGCAGGAAAAUGACUUUAAAAUUAUAUUUUCAUGUCACAAAAUAUAAAAGAACUGCAAAUAUAAUCUGAAAACCAAGCAAAAAUCUGAAUUGUGAUAUUAAAAAAGUCAAAAUGACCUUUUUUUAUUGAAUCUCACAGCAGAAACAAGCUUCCACGUUAACCUUAAUCAAUUAUUUAACUAUAAAACUACACACACACACACACACACACACACACACAGUACAAGCAGUCCACAUGAUCAAAAUCUACAGCGUAAUUGAAGAGUUUAGAAUCUCCAGCCAGAAUAAGUGAGCGAUUGUGCCUGAGAACGAACACACACACACACACACACACACACUCCAGCGCAGAGGGCCGUGUGGCUGUCAAAUGAAGGUUUUGGGGGACAUGAAAUAUCCAGUGCAAUCAUUUUAACCAUGCAGCAGGUUUCCUUGGAAGCGUCUCCCGGGUUUUAAUGUAUGAAUGUAACAUUACUGAUUCAUUUACAUCUCUACAGCUUAUGUUUCUACAUGCGCUUAGUUGAUGUUUCUAACCAAAUAAUGAUGCAGUUUAUGGAUAUGAUCAAAUGUGAAGGAGAAAAACAAACGGAGAGCGAGUCCUGGCAACCUUUGAUUUAUUUUUAACAUCCUUAUUUCCAUCCUCCAGUAUUGUAGAUGAUUUAGAUCGGAGAAUCAUAGUGACGUCUGCCAAUAGAAACCAAUAAACACAUCUGUCCCUCUUUUAUAAAACAAUGACCUUUCCUAGAACGCUGUUCGAUCAUCUCUCGGUAUUGUUUCCUCAACAAUGCUCAUAAAUAAAUCUUUAUUCACAUGGCAA